Molecule: messenger RNA, 2694 nt
Organism: Myotis davidii
Lineage: Eukaryota; Metazoa; Chordata; Mammalia; Chiroptera; Vespertilionidae
Gene: ZFAND4
Product: zinc finger, AN1-type domain 4
Exons: 10
Coding region: 171-2294 (707 amino acids)
Molecular function (GO): zinc ion binding; protein binding
Source: RefSeq, a predicted model, not a curated record
CGCUGUCCUCGUCAGUGGAACCAGCUGCUCCCGGAGGAGCCCGGGCCGCGCAGGUACUAAAGUCAAAACAUGAACAAUGACAUAUAUUACCAAUGUUCAAAGCUGAUUUGGCUAGAACUGGAAUAUAGUUGCCUACUACAUAUUCCAAAGGAUUUAACAAAGUCAAAGUAAUGGAUAACAAAAAAGAUCCUCCAUUCUUCAAUGAAGAUAAUGUGGGACCACUUUACUACAAACUUCUUUUUUAUACCAUGGAGCUCUUCAUUGAAACAUUGACUGGGACAUGUUUUGAACUGAGAGUUUCACCAUUGGAAGCUGUUAUUUCUGUGAAAGCAAAAAUUCAAAGAUUGGAAGGUAUUCCCAUCUGUCAGCAGCACUUAAUUUGGAAUAACGUGGAACUUGAAGAUGAUUAUUGCUUGAAUGAUUACAACAUUUCAGAAGGCUGUACCUUGAAGCUGGUACUGGCUAUGCGUGGUGGACCUAUAAAUACUAGAAGAGUUCCUAUGGAAGACCCAUUUAGGGAGAUGGCUGAGUACAUGGAUUCCAGUCAAGACGAGGUCUGGGAGAAGACCUCCUACAACAAACAAGUUACAUUUUUGGUAUACCGAGAAGGAGAGCAGUUGAAUUUCUUUCGUGUAGUAGAUAGGGGAGAUGGCACUUUAACACCAUUAUCUGAAUCUUUAAGUGGUGGGUCAGUGUAUAAUUUGUACACUGAUGAGGAUGAAGAGAUUGAGCCUUCUCCUUCUGGGCAACAGAUCAUUGAAAAUUCAAUCACUAUGAAUAAGAUGAAGCUGCUGAAGGCUAAGAUGGAGAACAUGAAUCUCAGCAAAAAGCCUAAGAAAGCUGUCAAGGUAAAACCUCGCCCACCUGUAGCUCCUCGAUCUUCUAGCAGUUCCACGGCAGCUACUCGGCACAGAUUGCUACGAGUUCUCCCCCACAUCGGGCAGUCUUGUUCACCAUCUCCUGGGAAUGCCUGUCUGCCUGAAACAUCCAGCAAUGCAAUUGCAAGUUUGACAGCCCUGCCCGUUGCUGAUAGGCCCAUAUCAUCUAUAGCUGGUGAUUUCCUCAAGGAAGAUACUAACUGGGAGAGUAACACACUCCCUCAUUCCAGUGGCAGCACCAAACUGUCACCUCAAAUACCCCAUGUGGAGUUGGAAAAUGACAAAGAGUUUGCCGAUUCUAUGCUCCAUCUUGGACCAUCCCUGCCUAGGCGGACAAAGCACUUUUCAGGAAAUUUGUCACCUAAUAAUGAGGAUGACACUGUUUUAUUUCCGGCUCCUGAAGAGUGUGUAACUGAAAAAUCCCUUCUACCUGAAGUGGGUUCGUUUCCUUUGUUUUCAGAAGGAAAUAUUGAUGAGCAGAGCAGCGGCUUAGAAGGCACACGGAAGGUAAAUCCUGACAAAGGGUUGAAAGCUACAGAGCAGCAUCUUAAACAUGUUGCGAGAAUGUUGAGUGGUGAAUCAGUAGAGACUACAGUUCUCAACAACCGUGAAUUAAGUCCUCACAAGAACAGACUCUUGUCACCUCUUCACUGUUCUACACCAAUGUCACUCCAUCAUUCUCUGGUGAAGCCACAGAGACAGUCGAAAUGUUUUGAGUCUCGGACUCUCCAGUCUUCUGCUUCACAAAAUGUGCUCCGGUCAUUGGAUGUUCGAAAUAUGGCUGACUCUUCUUUCUCUAGGACUACUCGCUUUCGAGCUGUUAAAGUUGAUUCACCUGGGAAAAGAUCUGAUAUUAUUUCUAAAGUUGAGGCUCGGGAUAUCACAGAAAUGGCUAACAAGGCUUCCAAAGAGCCUGUCGGUUGUGUAAAUAAUAUAGGUUUUCUUGCUUCGCUGGCCCGGAGCGCAAGCAGAGACGGGUUACAGAGCUCGCGUGGGGUAGGUAGGCUUCGGACCUCUGGAAUUGGGCUGUCUACAAACCUCCAGCAUUUUCAGGAAGAAUGCGUUAGGAAAAGCUCUCCCCAGUUAGAAUCUACAGAUUUUUAUCUAUCUGCCCGUGGUAUUGGAAUGAAUGGAAAUAAUGCAGCAGCAGGUAAAAGAGUAGGAGAAUGUACUCAUCUCCUCCCACCUGUGCAAGCCCCUAUUCAAACAAAGAAGAAAACAGCAAAGCAUUGUUUUCUUUGUGGGAAGAAAACUGGACUGGCUACUAGCUACGAAUGCAGAUGUGGAAACAACUUCUGUGCAUCUCAUCGCUAUGCAGAAACUCAUGGCUGCACCUAUGAUUACAAGAGUGCAGGGAGGAGAUACUUACAGGAGGCAAAUCCUGUGGUUAAUGCACCAAAACUUCCAAAAAUCUAACUCUUGCUCUGCACCUAACUCUUCUGCCUGAGAAGUCGUAUUACAGUGACAGCCAGAAGAAAUAUUGUUAGACUGCAUUAAUUUUGUUCUAUACCAAAAGAUUUACCAAAUAACAAAAGCAUACAAUGCACACUGUUGGAGAAUGAGAAUGCUACUGUAUUUGACAUCUCUAUUUUUUGGUGAAUCAAAAGUUUUAAAAGUAGUUUUAAAAACUUUAAACUAAAUGAGUUAGCUUUGUUGUUGCAUGUCUUAUGUUAAGUACCUAUAUAUUUGAUAUUGCAAUUUUACUAGACAAGUCUUCAAAAGACGCACUUUAAGAAGUGUCCAUUGACUGCAUAACUGUCUUCCACAUUGUACAGAAAUGACCUGUCGUGUAAUGGCACUAUUCAAACCGACCACU